Molecule: messenger RNA, 1997 nt
Organism: Stylophora pistillata
Lineage: Eukaryota; Metazoa; Cnidaria; Anthozoa; Scleractinia; Pocilloporidae
Product: N-acyl-phosphatidylethanolamine-hydrolyzing phospholipase D
Biological process (GO): N-acylethanolamine metabolic process; N-acylphosphatidylethanolamine metabolic process
Cellular component (GO): cytoplasm; membrane-bounded organelle
Molecular function (GO): N-acylphosphatidylethanolamine-specific phospholipase D activity
Source: RefSeq, a predicted model, not a curated record
ACAAUACAGAUUUGAUUCGCUCUACCGUUAUCAAGAGCGCUGGGGAAAUCUCUCACCAAGGGAGAAAUCUAGGAAGCCCAAUUCUUUGGAGCCUCCGAUCCAGAGAGCACAUGGGAUGCAGUUAACAAAUUGUCCAUGUCGAUGAUUGUCCUGUGUCAUCCAAGCUUUUCCAGGUCGCAGCCCUGUAACAAGUUAGUCUAACAACAACUUGAUUUUCCAGACAACAGACCACAGCAACAUCAACAGAAAGAGAAGAUGCAGAGCAUUUCUAUGAUAGCAAAAAGUUUCCUAGAGCCAAGAAAGUGAAUGGAAGAUUUGUUCUUCCAUGGAGAGGGUCUGCACAAUUGCCCUCGAUGCUUGUUGCUGCUCGAUGGUUUUUAGGGUCACCCAAUAAUAGCAGUGUACCAGGCGGAGGACUGAAAGAUUUUUUCCAGUUUGAUGAUAAGAAACUGGACAGGACUCUCCCAGUUCUCAAACCCGACAAGGCAAGAUUAAAAUCUCCUGCAUUCAAUAACAUUCAGCUUACUUGGAUCGGUCAUGCAACUGUUUUAGUCCAAAUGGAAGGGCUCACCAUCAUUACAGAUCCUGUAUUUAGCGAUUACUGUGGUGCUGUGCAAGGAUUUGGAGUCAAAAGAUAUCGUCCUGUUCCUUGUACUGUAGAUGAACUUCCUGAAAUCGAUGCUGUGUGUAUUAGCCAUAAUCACUAUGAUCACCUAGAUUACAACUCAGUUUGUGAACUUAACAAGAGGUUUGGCAGUAAACUCUACUGGUACGUGCCUAUGGGACUUCACCAAUGGAUGAAAAAUUGUGGAUGUAAAAAUGUUUUUGAACUAGAAUGGUGGGAUGAACGGUCUCACCCAACAUUAACUGAAGAUAAAAAGGCAGUAAAGUUCGCUUUUACUCCAGCACAACACUGGUGUCGCAGAGGAAUAAAUGAUACAAAUGAGGUUCUUUGGGGGAGUUGGUCAAUUAUUGGUCAACAACACAGAUUUUUCUUUGCUGGUGACUCUGGUUACUGUCACAUCUUUAAACAAAUAGGCAAGCAAUAUGGUCCAUUUGAUCUGGCAGCUAUCCCUAUUGGAGCAUAUGAACCAAGGGGAUUGAUGUCUUUCCAGCAUGUUAACCCACAGGAAGCUGUACAGAUUCACCAAGAUGUCAAAGCUAACUCUUCUAUUGGAAUUCAUUGGGGUACAUUUAAUUUAUCAUAUGAGCAUUAUCUGGACCCACCAAAAAAGUUAAUUGAAACAUUAGACAUGAAAGGUAUUCCUCAGACAGAGUUCCAUACCAUCAAACAUGGUGAAACUAAAGUUGUUGAUGGGGUGAAGGUGAACAAUUAAGUAGAACAAAUGUUACUGUUAUAUAUUAAUUAUUUUUUCCAGUAAAUGUGUAUGAAAUAAUGAGCUUCUUAACAGUAUUAUAUAUUUCUACAGUGUCUAUCUGGUUGUUCAAAUUUUUUAAACAAAUUAAUAGUUUUUCCCUAAGAUUAUGGGGACUGAUCUGAGACAAAGGGAAUCCAAAUUAGAUAUUUCAUGAGGAAUCUUUUAAAUUAAAACAACACCAUAUAUCCUAGUUAGUGGGUAUUAUAGAAUUGUUAAUAGUAGUGUUAGAUAGUGGAAGUAAAGCAAAGUAUUAUGGUUUUACUUGAUAUACCUUUCAAAAACAGAUGAAAACCAGGGUUUAGAUUCAUAUUUACAUAAAAAGCUUUCUCUGGUUAAAGAGUUAUUUUCUCAAGUACGUAUAUCUUACAACUUUCAUUUUAAAGCUUUUAAACACUAUCUAUAAGGAUGUAAAUGUUCAAGGCAGAAAAAAAUGUGCAAAAUGGAAGAAUGAAAAAAAAAAAGGUUUAACUGUCAAAUGAGAAAUAAAAUACCAUCUUACAAGAAAGGAGCAUUAUUUUGAUAACAGCUUCAAGUUAAUCUUUAAACCCCUAAGAGCGAUCAGCAUCUAAUUUCUCCUUACAAUAUCACUCCUGCAUCACACAUUAAGGUCAGGAGAAU